AUGGACCGCGACGAGGAGAUGGGCCACGGCGACCGGUCGCUGCUGUUCAUCGGCGACGAGGACGACGACCUCGUCGCAGACCGGGACGGCGGCUCCCCGCCGACCUCCUCCGACGAGGGAUCCUUUUCCGAUAGGAGCGACGACGAGGCCCGCGCCGGCCGUGGCGGGCGCCGCGGCGGCGACGAGCGCGACGACGACGCGCCCGACGACGGCCCGAAGGGCGCGUGGCCGCAGAGUUACAGGCAGUCGAUCGACAUGAUGAGCGCGGUGCCGUCGCCGAGGGUGAACACGCUCAUGGCAGCGAGCCCGAGCCUCACCAGGUUCGGCAGCUCCUUCCUCAAGGCCGGGAGCUCCUUCUUCCUCAGGAAGGGCGACGGCUCGGGGCUGCCGCUCACCAGGCCGCUGCUGCCGCCCUCGCUCUCGCAGCUGUCGCAGUCGUCGCUGCACCCGCAGCAGCCACCGCCCGUGAAGCAGUCCACGGACGGCAUCGCCCAGCCGCCGCGGCCCCCUCCGGCUGGGCACGAGGCCGAGUUGCCCGAGAGGCCGUCCAGGGCCUGCCUGAAAUCCGAUUACAUCGAGCUUCCUCCGCCUGCUAGCAAGUGCAGCAGGAGCCAGUCAAUCAUCAAUGUAGCUGAAACUCUGAAAUCAGCUGCAGACUCGUGCUACACGGGCUUGCUUCUGAAGAGAUGCAUAGACAGUUCGCCCAACAUUGAGACAUACCCAGAUAUUGGACAAGUUGCUUUCGGUAUUUUCGGUCGAAUCUUUGUAUCGGUUAUUCUUUACCUGGAGCUUUAUGCAAGCUGUGUGGAGUACAUCACGCUGCUAGGAGACAGCUUGUCAUCAGUGUUUCCCUCAGCACAUUUAGCUUUUACCGGCAUCGACCUGAACGCACACAAUCUCUUUGCAAUCACAAUGGCCUUGGCAAUUCUCCCAUCAGUGUGGCUCAGGAACCUCAGUCUCCUCUCAUAUCUUUCUGCUGGAGGUGUGAUCGCGACAAUUACAGUCAUCGUCUGCCUAUUCUGGGUUGGCAUUGGAGAAGGAAUUGGGUUUCACUUUUCUGGUCCUGUAGUGAACGUGACCCACCUUCCGGUGGCACUUGGCCUGUAUGGAUACUGCUAUUCAGGACACUCGGUUUUUCCAAACAUAUAUUCGUCCAUGAAGGAGCGCUCGCAGUUUCCAUUUGUGCUCCUGUUCUGCUUCACAGUGGUAACACUUGUUUAUGCUGGAGUUGCGGUCUCAGGGUUUCUGAUGUUUGGCGAGUCCACUAUGUCACAGUUCACUCUGAACUUGCCACAACAGUACAUCCCAUCGAAAAUUGCCAUUUGGAUGACGGUUGUGAAUCCAUACACAAAGUAUGCAUUGACAAUGACCCCAGUCGCCUUGUCUAUAGAGGAAGCCCUACCAAAGAAGAUGCAGAGUUACCUGGUUGGAAUGUCUGUUAGGACAUGCCUCGUCUUCUCAACUGUUGCGGUGGCUCUGCUUUUUCCUUAUUUUGCCCUGGUGAUGGCAUUGCUUGGAUCUGUCUUCACAAUGCUUGUGGCUUUGAUACUCCCAUGUGCAUGCUAUCUCUCCAUCAAGAAGGGCGCAGUACCUUUGUGGGAGAUCAUCCUCUGCAUAAUCAUCAUAAUGAUUGGCGUCGUAUGUGCAUGCAUCGGGUCAUAUACCUCGAUCAACCGGAUGAUUAGCAGCAGAUAG
Molecule: messenger RNA, 1695 nt
Organism: Miscanthus lutarioriparius
Lineage: Eukaryota; Viridiplantae; Streptophyta; Magnoliopsida; Poales; Poaceae
Source: the annotation of a GenBank genome assembly